Daphnia pulicaria is the source of this 2570-nucleotide messenger RNA. Its product is annotated as neurogenin-3-like. Gene Ontology annotation, molecular function: RNA polymerase II transcription regulatory region sequence-specific DNA binding; protein dimerization activity; DNA-binding transcription factor activity, RNA polymerase II-specific. Bases 1747 to 2394 code for a protein of 215 amino acids. Gene Ontology annotation, biological process: developmental process; regulation of transcription by RNA polymerase II. The record is from RefSeq and is a predicted model, not a curated record. Lineage: Eukaryota; Metazoa; Arthropoda; Branchiopoda; Diplostraca; Daphniidae. The transcript is spliced from 6 exons.
CCAUCACAUAUUCGAAAAUAUUUGAACUAACACUUCAAGCAUUAAGUGCAACAAUCUGUCAUUUUUUUUACCAAGAGGGACCUGCCGCCACAGAGGCACCUCCUCGUACAUAGGGAUUAAGUGAUUUUUCUUGAAGAUGUUCAUGCAUUUCAAUAACUUUAACCGUUGUUCAGCUACUACAACAAUUUGACGUAAAUUGAAGUAAAGUCCCGAGUUCAACGCAAGAAUCCGCUUUUCCGUUUUGAAUUUUUUGUUGGGUUAUUGGUGAGCUGAUAAGAAUGUACACUUAAUUUUAACGACGUGUAUAUGAAGGCAGAAAUGAGCUUUUAUGGAAAAUCCGAAAGAAGCGAUACACGGCUGGUCGCUUAAAUAAAUCACGCUGAACUUUUUUGAGGCUGGGCUGCCGUCGAAGGAACUUGGUUGAUGACUUUUCCAGAUAAGUCAACAGACAACUGAAGACUAGGAAUGAGACGAUAGACUUCCGCCCUCCUAUAUUCAGUCAGUUAGAAGACGAGGCGGGUCAAAAUACAUCAUAAAUGACCAUAUUUUCUUAGCUGCUGGAUUGUGUUUUCUCAAGUUAAGCGCAUUUCACUCCUUUCAUUAAAAGUUACACAGAUGAAUAACGGCAACAGCAUGACCAAAUAAGUAAUUCGAGAACAGUGCUAUAGUCGAUAAGCAAAAGCGCUGGGCGAUAACGGAAAAAUUGGAAACGUCUCACUAAUUAGGUUCAUCGAGGUCAGACUUUCAACUUGAUAACGUGUAUACUAUACAGUAUGUUUUAUCCAGAAAUUGAAAUAAUGAGAGAAGCGUACUAUCGCGAGCAAAAAGUCGCAGAGAAAGAUUAAAGCCUCGCAGCAGCAAUCAGUACUACCAAACAACCCCAACACCCACAAUAAAUUUGAAUUGGAUAUCCACGACACUUGUCGGAUGUGGCCAAUUUACUCAAACUAGAAUUGGGGAGGAGGGAAAUAGGCUUGUCCACGAAAGUGGAUGAAGGGAAAGAAAGAGAAAAAAAGAAGGACCCAUUUCUCAGCAGCUAAAGUGGAAGAGCAUUCAUCACAUCUGCAAACGCCCUUCCCUUCCUUGGAACACGUGUUAGCUGUCCCCAAAAAAUCAUGUUCUCACCCAAAAAGCGCUCACGAUAUCGAGUGCCUUUUCUCUGAGCAUUCUGCCGUUUCAUUCAUUGGUAAUCACAGUCGGUAAUUCAAAACAAACUAAAGAUACGCAAGAAAUCUCUUUGAUUUAUGUACAGUUGUUAUUUCAUUUCAUGUUGGUACGCCUUAUCAAAUCUUGAUUGUGAUUUAAGAUAAUGCUGGGAACAUAACACGCUUGAAGCAGAAUAUGUUUUAAAAUGCAUGUGUAUGUUUGGGAACCAUACGCACAAAAGUUAUUGAAUUAUAAAUAAAAACCAUGAAUGUAUCUCGUUUCAUACCCCAAUAAAGAAACAAAAAAGCCGUUUCAGACUCAUGUUGAGGAGGGAAAAGGACAUUGGCUACGAGCUUCAGCGUACCAGCUGGUAGCAAUUAAGUCGGCCAUCCUCAGACAAACUGGGCGAGAGAAGCGAGGACUUUCAGUGGCUGUCCAGGCCUUCCCUAGUCAACACAUGUUCGUCACGGAACUUGGGACAACCAACUUUGCAUUGUCUCGCCGUUUUCAACAACAUUUAACUUGUGUACAUCUGACAAGCCAGACUUGAGUGAAACGUGAAAUUUAGUUUGAAACAAUUCAAAAAUAAAUUGGUGGCAAAUGCCUAUGGAGAUGGACAUAAUGAGUCGAUCCAACUAUGGCGAAGCAGGCUUACACAAAAACAAGAGGCGUCGUUCUGCCAAAAGCCACGCAAUCAACGAUGAUCCGCCUGUGAAGAAAUCAAACAGGAAUAAGGACUCUACAUGUAGUGCAAACCCUGUGUUCAACGAAUUCCUCAUUUUAAAUUCUUCGUCACCGGGAACCGAAGAUGGUCAAAAGCCACGGUCGCAUGCCAACGCUCGCGAAAGGGAUCGUACUCAUAGUGUAAACAGCGCAUUCACUGCAUUGAGAACUUUGAUUCCCACUGAGCCGGCUGACAGGAAACUUUCCAAAAUUGAAACAUUGCGCCUCGCAUCUAGUUACAUUGCGCAUCUUGGAACUCAGCUUGUAGCAGGUCCCAUGGACCAACCCUGUUUAAAGCACAAUUUGCCAACUCCGGGCUACGACAGUACCAAUCCUCGGCCGGUUUGCACCUUUUGUCUGGCCAGUAUGAAAAAAAUGCAAAAAAGUCUUGACGGAUUCUGUUAUCGCGAAGCAAGCCAGCCAUCUAAUAUUGAUCCUUCAAGUAUAAUUCACGAGCUUCCCAAUAUAAUAUCGACAACGUCUUCCGACCCGUUCGAACAUAACCUGAACCUUCUUUUUUACUGAAUAAUUUGUCAGAUACUCUUGCAAGUUAUAAGUGUCCCUGUUGUUUUGUACUUUAUAUAGAUACCAAAAGGACUUGCAUUCUAAUAAUCGUGUAUUUCAGGGAAUCUAGGAUUAUUCGUCCUUUAACAUACUUUGGGAUUAUCAUUUUCGAAAAAUAAAAUUUAAUAGAUAUACAA